This is a messenger RNA of Aedes aegypti (yellow fever mosquito), 804 nucleotides long. RefSeq names its product general odorant-binding protein 83a. The transcript is spliced from 3 exons. Gene Ontology annotation, biological process: sensory perception of smell. Gene Ontology annotation, molecular function: odorant binding. The coding region runs from base 103 to 579 and encodes 158 amino acids. The record is from RefSeq and is a predicted model, not a curated record. NCBI's taxonomy places the organism in Eukaryota, Metazoa, Arthropoda, Insecta, Diptera, Culicidae.
AUAGUCAUUAAGUUGCACUUGUUGAUCGGGUAGAUUGCUGAGAAGUUGAGGGCGCCUUCGUUCUGGGAUUUGCAUUGAUUUCACGCUAGGCUGGCUGCCAGCAUGAUGGAACAGCUUAUGCUGGCAGUUUUGCUGGCGGUUUUGCUCGGGAUCGUGGCAGAUGUUGCGAUGGCCGCUCAAAUCAAGGACAAUUUGGAGCUACCCGAAUAUUACAAACGUCCGGCCAAAAUUCUGCACAACAUCUGUCUGGCAGAAUCCGGUGCCAUGGAGAGCAAACUAAAGCAGUGCAUGGACGGAGUGCUUCAUGACGACCGUGAAGUCAAGUGCUACAUCCAUUGUCUGUUCGACAAGGUGGACGUAAUCGACGAAGCAACCGGGCAGAUCCUGUUGGACCGAUUGGCACCACUGGCACCGGACAACGAUGUGAAGGAUGUGUUCAAUCAUUUGACCAAAGAGUGCGGUCAUAUCAAACUUCAAGAUUCCUGCGAUACGGCGUACGAAGUGGCCAAGUGUUACUUCGCGGCACACGAUCAGGUCGUCAAAUUCUGUCACCUGUUGAUGGCUGAUGUUACCAGCUAGAGUCAGACUAAAGUUAUGAAGGAAUUUUGAAACGACUGUAUAGUGACCUUCUGGCAAUGUAAAUAGGCUCAUCUCUCCGGCAAGCAACUGCAAUACUGAUCAAACCGUAGAUUAUAGUAGAAGGCAGCAUGAACGUACGUAUGGGACCACCUCGCAGCUUAGUAGUGAAACCAUUUUAUGAGUAUUUUUUUAAUAAAUUAAAUAGAGAUUAAGUAAACGAGUUUA